UCGAUAAUUUCUCCGUAGCUUUUUCCCUCGUGGGCCCCGCGGAAAAUAUGGGACUGGCUCCUAGCAAGUGAUGACGUGGCAAGGAAGAGAGGAACAUGCUCCGAGCAGGUUCUCCUUAAUCCCUCCGAGUCUCUCCCGGCAGGAAUUGCUGAGAAAGGGGCCGCCGGUAAUAUGUUGGCGGGUGGCUCUCGCGUCUCCCACCACCUCAGAGAAUGCGACCGCCGCCACCUGGGGCUCGGUCUCGGCCUCGGCCUAGGGUUUUACAGCUCCAGAAUCCUCCACCUCUCCUCCCUCAUCUCCAAGCGUCCCUCCUCCACCGCCCCUCGGCUGCGCAGCCGGAUGAGCUCCAACCUCCAGCCACAGGGGCCUCACCGCGGCGAAGGGGCUCCCACUCUCUCCGACUGUUUCGGCCAAAGAGAAGACACUUGUGAGGUUCCUUCUGAAGGGAUGUCCUCAGUUGCAGGAGGUAUAGUGGCACUUGGCAAAUUUGAUGCACUCCACAUUGGUCAUCGAGAACUCGUGAUUCAAGCAUCAAAGGCUGGGGCUCCAUUUCUUCUAUCAUUUGUUGGAAUGGCAGAAGUACUUGGUUGGGAACCACGGACCCUGAUAGUCGCCAAAUGUGAUCGUCCGAGAGUGCUGUCUUCAUGGGCCCAAUACUGUGGUAAUGCCACUCCAGUCGAGUUUGAAAUUGAAUUUUCAAGUGUUCGAUCUCUCAGCCCCAGGCAGUUUGUUGAGAAACUAGCAAAAGAGCUUGGGGUGAAGGGAGUUGUGGCAGGUGAAAAUUACCGAUUCGGAUACAGAGCUGCUGGUGGUGCAUCAGAAUUGGUGAGGUUGUGUGGAGAAUAUGGUAUGGAUGCUUACAUAAUAAACUCAGUCAUGGACAAAAACCAAGAUUUGAGACACUACUCCAACGAUUUGAAGGAGAGAGGACAAGUGUCAUCCACUCGUGUUCGGUAUGCCCUUGCUUUAGGAGAUGUAAAGUACGUCUCAGAGCUUUUGGGUCGCCCCCAUCGUCUAAUAUUAAAGUCGAAGGAGCACAACCGGUUUACAAUUAGUAGCAGUUGUAGAAUAUCAGCUUCCAAAUCAUGUUUGUUAAAUUUAGCUCCGAGAGAUGGUGCAUAUGAUGAUUGUUUCGUUGUUAUAGGCCACGGAAACUCAAUACCCUGUAGAGUAGUGAUAGACGCCACAGAAAUCCAAGUGGAAAUGAAGGAGGCAGGUUUUCUUAACUUCAACAGUUGUAAUGUCUUGGAGCUCUUGCAUAUAGAAUUUGGCAGUUCAUGAAUCUAAUAAUCAUAUGCUUAAUAUAUACUUUUCCUCUAUUAGA
Messenger RNA from Punica granatum (pomegranate), 1324 nucleotides. Lineage: Eukaryota; Viridiplantae; Streptophyta; Magnoliopsida; Myrtales; Lythraceae. The record is from RefSeq and is a predicted model, not a curated record.